UAUCGUAUGAUGUUUAAGACGACAACGUGAUUUUCAACAACACAACAUCUUUCGUGUGCAUUCAAUGUCAUUAAUUAUUUUGCUUUUUUAAGUGGAUUGAAAACUAUUUCGGAAUAAUUUCAUUCGGUUCAAGAAAUUUUCAACACAAACAUUUCUAACGAAUUCAUAAAAAAAGAAGCUGAACAAAACUUGGCAUUACAAUCGAAUCGUCACAAGUGAAAUCGCAAAGAGCUAUACAAAAUGCCGAUGGAAUUGGACGAUACGGAUAAUUUCAUGCGCAGUUUCAAUAUGUUUCCAAAUUUUCGUCGGCCAUACAACAAUGAUGAUUUACGUAUAAGAUCGAUAAAAUUCUCGGAAGAUGGUGAAACAAUGAUUUCGGCCAAUAAUCGACACACCAUUGAUUUUUACAAUUGUAACACGGCCCAACAAGUUCGGUCCGUUAACAUUUUCAAAUAUGGUGUCAGUGUUGUCGACUACAUGGAUGCCAAUGACAAAAUUUUGGUUGGUUCGGAAGCGCCUGUACGCGGUGUAUACGAAAUUCGUGAACUGAAUAUUACAAAUCAAAAGUAUGAAACAUGCUAUUUAGGGCAUUCAAAACCAUCAGUUUCGUUGUCUGUGAACACAGCAAAUAAAGUAUUUCUCAGCGGUGGUCUUGACAAAUCGAUAAUGUUAUUUGAUUUUCGGACUCGUGGCCCAGAAGUUUCACGAAACAAUUUAAGCGGUGUGCCAUUGGUGGCAUUACAUCCAUGGACUGAUUUAUGUGCAGUUGCACUUGAUGAUUCUCGCAUUGAAAUCUAUGAUUUGCGUGGCCUUAAUUAUGGACCGUUUUCAUCGUUCAAAUUCAAUUACGAUCAAAUCCAAUGGACAAGUUUGAAGUUUUCAUCGGAUGCCAAACAAAUCCUUAUUAGUUCAAACAGUUCGAAAAUUCGUGUUGUCAAUUCAUACACUGGUGCUGUUGAACAAGUUUUUGGAAGUCGUCGAAACAUGCUGAAUAUUGCGAUUGAUGCAUCGUUCACACCGAACAAUGAAUACAUUUUAAGCGGCAGCAGCGAUGGCAAUGUAUUGGUUUUCAGCAAUAAUAAAAAAUCGGGAUUGGAUCACGAACGAAAAGUGGCUGAACUGUCAUCACAUCAGCCAGAAGCAAUCACCGCCGUCGAAAUGAAUCCGAAAUAUUCACUGAUGGCCACUGCCAGUUCGUAUGUCGCAUUCUGGGUUCCAAAUGAUGCCAAUUAAAUGUUGAUUGCUUUUUGUAUUAGCAGAAAUAAUGUUUUAAUUGAACACACAAAAAUGUAUACAAUUUUAGUGAAAAAUUGUACCGUUGAUUUUUUACAAACCUUUGUAAGGUUAAAUAAGACACAGACACAAUCCUAGUGAGUAAAACAAUUAGCAAUAAAAUUUGAACGUAACAGAAAAAUGCUUAGAUGUUUGACUAGGUAAUAUUAUUGCAUCAAUCAUGGCAUAGUUAU
Contarinia nasturtii (swede midge) is the source of this 1466-nucleotide messenger RNA. Its product is annotated as WD repeat-containing protein 82-B-like. Gene Ontology annotation, molecular function: chromatin binding; protein binding. The transcript is spliced from 3 exons. Gene Ontology annotation, cellular component: Set1C/COMPASS complex. Bases 241 to 1233 code for a protein of 330 amino acids. The record is from RefSeq and is a predicted model, not a curated record. NCBI's taxonomy places the organism in Eukaryota, Metazoa, Arthropoda, Insecta, Diptera, Cecidomyiidae.